Mesorhabditis belari is the source of this 285-nucleotide messenger RNA. Lineage: Eukaryota; Metazoa; Nematoda; Chromadorea; Rhabditida; Rhabditidae. The record is from the annotation of a GenBank genome assembly.
AUGGGCAAGAAAAAGUCAUCGCGAAAGCCGCCACCAAAAGCGAAGAUAAUUGUUCCACUCGACACACAGUUCAAUUGUCCAUUUUGCAAUCAUGAGAAAGUGUGCGAAGUGAAAAUGGAUCGCGAUCGAAUGAUUUUCAGACAAAGAUUAACUAUCUGUCGGAGCCUGUUGAUGUGUAUUCGGAUUGGAUUGAUGCAUGUGAACAAGCAAAUCAAUAAUAAGAUCGACGCUUUCACGAUUCUGAAUUACUUAAAUAUCUCCAAUCGAUUUUUGACGUUGUUCAAC